GAUGGAAUAGAUAGAUACCGGUCCGAUCGUUUACGAAUUUCAAAGAAAUCAACGAUAUAGGCUAGCCUACGCAUAAAAUCUGUCUUCUCCAAAACUUCGAAUGAAAUAGAUGUAGCGGUGGUCCAACAAUAUGUCUUGUCGACGGAAGACAUUGUAAAAAGUUACAGAGAGAGUUUAUGAGCAAUAACGACCACAAUCCGGAUGACAAGAACGAAUUUGAGACCUACCCUUGAACAUAUACAUUUUGGGAAAACGUUGAUUGUUUUUUUGAAAAGGACCAAGGAAAUUAUUAUUAUUAUUAUUAUUAUUAUCGGAUAACACUUAGGUAGAUCUCAAUCUUUUCAGCCGGGGUGUUCUCUUCAUCAGUCUCUCUGACUUUUUCCGCUUGCUGCGGGGAUGGGGGCCGCGCCGGGUUCGGGCUGGGAGGAGGGGGAGUUCGAGUUCAAGUUGGUUUUUGAGGAGGACCCGCCGCGCCAACUCCGGGGCCCAUCCCCGCUGCGUAACGCGGACCAGGAGCACACCAUCGCAGGGGAGAGGACGGAGAGCUCCCUUUCGCUCCCAGCGUUGAGCAAUACUGGUUGGAACCCUUUCUUGGAUAGUGUGUGUGAAUGUGUGUGACAGGGAAAAAGAAGAUGGUCAAUGGUUCCCAAUGUAGACGCCUCAUCCACAUUGUAGUGAUUUGUCUCUGUGUGGUGUAUGUAAUGGGAAUUAUUUAGUUGAUCUGAGUAUGUUCAUUGGUAAAAUUAUGAAGCCUACUAUUCUUUCUCUCUCUCUCUACCUGGAUAUAGAUAAGUUAUGUGACUGGAUGUAGGCCUGGUGUAUGUGCACUAUGUGCUUGUCUGUGUGUGGGGGAUGUGUGUGUUCAUGUGUAUGGAGUUUGCGUGCUGUGUAUUGCAUGCUUGUGCUUGCCUGUAUGUUGUGUGAGUGUGUGUGUGUAAGGGCAGAACUCAAUGUGGUUUUAAUCAGCUGUGCGUGUGAGUGAAGUUAACAGCUGCCAUCUGGAUGGAACCUCAAUCUCUGUUUACUGAGCAUGCACCACACCUCCCUCCGUUCUCCCUCCUUUACUUUCUCUCUCCCUCUCCUUCACCCCCUUUCUUCUUUCCCCUUUCAGCUUUCAUACACACCCCUCUCACCCACCCACGCAUCUCUUUCCCGCCCACACUGGCAUAAAAUAGUAAUACCACACCCUAGCCUUAAACUUACUACAAGAUAAGUUACCACAGUGUAUACUGUACCUCUUAACUCCUGCACUAGGCUGACCAAUUAACUAUAAUGGACACUGGACAGUAGUGGACACAGUGCUUUACAGUGACCCUCACUGUCCGGUACUGUCUACUGCACCACCACACCACAGCAGGGAAAUGUGCGGUGUAAUGUGCGGUUAAAACAUCAAUAAGGGACAUUUCCUUACAUAUUUGAUUACCAUUCUUGAGAGUUAGGGGAUACUUUUUAUAGUGGACAUAACUGGUUUCUCUUCAACCUGAAUGUGUUCUGGCUCUGUACUCUCUCAACAGUGAACUCAGUAGGAUACAGCUUACCAUGUCAACUGUAACUGAGAGACUCCUGACACCUUUUCUACCUUUUUUGUUUUGUCACAGACAGCCACCUGGCUGCCACUCAUGUAGGCCAGCCAAUCGGCAUCCCUACCCCACCGUCUUCUUCAGCCAGUCAAAGGGCUGGGAUGCAUUCCCCGCCCCCCAGACGUGCCUUGGUGAGGGAGUUCAGCGGGACUUAUGAGAGUCUUCCGGCGCGAUCUGUACAAGUGAGUGGUCAGAGAUGGCCAGUUACUCUCCUGGUCAGUGAGAGUGGGACAGUGAUUCUGUGUCAUCAGGGAUACAUGAUGCUGAAAACCAUACCUGUCCCUACAGUAUGGUCCCUACAUUUCUCUAUUGUUAACCCUAUCAGUCCCGAGACCCCAGCAAUAAUCGGCUUUUCAUUUAUAUGACUUUCAUUUAUGUCCAACCAUUAUAUUUAGCCUCACAAUUAAGUAUUUUACCAUUUUAUUUUAAGGACAACAAGGGCUACAAGUUCAACACAAAACCAUUUGACAUAAACUGUUGCAUUCAUGAGUUUUAUUGACAAAUGACAAAAAAAAAAAAAGGUCAGCCAAAUAAAACCUGAUAAAAAUAAUGCUGUAAGUACAGAAAUUAUUUGCUCAGUGGGAAAUGAAUAUCCAACUAGUCAAUGACAACCGUGUGGAGUUUGUGACAGCAACUAUGUGAGCUUUUUACAGUAUUAUAGACACUAUGUCCUUAGAUGUGCAAUGAUAUUCUAGGUAGAAGAACCCCUUACCUUUUAACGACUCUUGUGUAGCUUGUGAGAGUAGAGCAAAACAUGUGCUUGUUUGUGAGAGUCUCAGCUUUUCAUAGAUAGCUUUAAUAGUUUGUAGCUCAAACCAUUUGGACUCUACAGACGUUUCUGUAAAAAGACCCAUCCCCGGACCCCUUCGGGAUCUGCCCGUGUCUCACAAGCAUCGCUCUAGCUUAGCCCCCGUUAAUCACACAGACUAAUGGUUGUUACCAACAUAUGCAGAAUAAAUAUACGAAUUCAUUGGUACAAGAAGUCUGUAGCUCAAACACACAAUGUUAAAGGUGUUAGAAGUCCAAAUCGCGCCGGCGUUGCGUGGGACUCAUUGGGUUAAUGUUCUAAUUUAUCUGUCUGUCUGUCUAUCUCUAUUUCUCCCUCCCUCCCUCUCUCUCUCCCAGGUCUCAGAGUCCCGUGUGUUGGAGUGCCCUAGCAUCCAGAUCACCACUAUCUCCCCAGAGGAUGACACUGCCCCAGCAGGAAGUAACUACUGGGACACAGGAGGUGGCUGGGAGAGGGAGCGCCUCUACCUCCCCCUACUGGACCCGUUCUGCUACCGCGAGGGCGGCACCGGCACUGGGUCCCUGAGCCCAAGCCCUGCCUCCAGCCCCUCUUCUCGCGGCUGGCUCAGUCCUGCAUCCAGCUGUGAUUCACUGCUAGUGGAGGAGGAGGAUCUCAAUGAGGCCACCGCCCAUUUCUGCCUGUCGCCCUCCUCCCGGCCAACCUCCCCGGGGGGUAAGAAGCGCAGGAACUCCCCCCUGGCCUCCCCCUGCACCUCCCGCAGGAGCAGCUACUCUGAGGACCACUCCUGUAUCCAGGAGGGAGGAGACUCCAACUCUCAGUCACAGAGUCCCAACAGCAGCUUUGAGCUGAGCAUCCCACAGAAGACCAGGAAGACAUCACUGGAGCAGGUAAGGUGGCUGGUGGUUUGUAGAUCUUAAGUUCCAUAGUUUGUUUUGAUGCUCAACCAGAAAUCCCUGGUUUGUGUCCUCCAGGUUUCCCCCAGGGAGGUGGAGCAAGAGCAGGCUCCAACCCAUAGCUCCCACUGCCCACUGCCAGAGCCGCUGCAGCAGAGGAGAGAGGCCCCCUCCAUGGGCAUGGACUACCUGUCUGUGCCCCCUGCUCUGGGCUGGGGUAGGACCAGAGCCAGCGCCCACAGCCCUCUGUUCAGGUUACACACUGUGUUUAUAUAGUAUCCCUCAAUAGUGUGUUGACUUGCCAUUAUUAUUGUUUGGGUGGCCAGGAUAGCCCACUCAGCCCCACCCACACAUCUGACUGGUCCAUUGUUAUUACAGAUCCAAUGCUCUGCCACCACUUGAUUGGCCUCUGCCAACUCAGUUUGACCAAUAUGAACUGCGUAUCGAGGUGCAGCCCCGCCCACACCACCGAGCCCACUACGAGACGGAGGGAAGCAGAGGAGCCGUCAAGGCAUCACCAGGGGGACAUCCAGUUGUUAAGGUAUAAUAAGUUGAUUCAAUUGAUUAUGGUUUCAAUCCCAAACUAACACAUACUGUAUACACUGAGUGUACAAAACAUUAAGGACACCUGCUCUUUCCACGACAGAGGCUGCUGCUGCCUAUUGAAAUCACUGGCCACUUUAAGAAAUGGAACACUGGUCACUUUAAUAAUGUUUACAUAUCUUGCACUACUCAUCUCAUAUCUAUAUACUGUAUUGUAUUCUAUAAUAUUCUACUGUAUCUUAGUCCAUGCCGCUCUGUCAUUGCUUGUCCAUAUAUGUAUAUAUUCUUAAAUUCCAUUCCUUACUAGAUUUGUGUGUAUUGGGUAUAUGUUGUGAAAUUGUUAGAUAUUACUUGUUAGAUAUUACUGCACUGUCGGAGCUAGAAGCACAAGCAUUUCGCUACACCCGCAAUAACAUCUGCUAAACACGUGUAUGUGACAAAUAAAAUAUGAUUUGAUUUGAUUUGAUUUUCAUAGACUGACCAGGUGAAUCCAGGUGAAAGCUAUGAUCCUUUAUUGAUAUCCACUUCAAUCAGUGUAGAUGAAGGGGAGGAGACAGGUUAAAGAAGGAUUUUUAAGCCUUGAGACAAUCAAGACAUGGAUUGUGUGUGUGCCAUUCAGAGGGUGAAUGGGCAAGACAAAAGAUUUAAGUGCCUUAGAAUGGGGUAUGGUAGUAGGUGGCAGGCGCACCGGUUUGUGUCAAGAACUGCAACGCUGCUGGGUUUUUCACACUCAACAGUUUCCCGUGUGUAUCAAGAAUGGUCCACCACCCACAGGACAUCCAGACAACUUAACACAACUGUGGGAAGCAUUGGAGUCAACAUUGGCCAGCAUCCCCGUGGAACACUUUCGACACCUUGUAGAGUCCAUUCCCCGAUGAAUUGAGGCUGUUCUGAGGGCAAAGGGGUGCAACUCAAUAUUAGGAAGGUGUCCUUAAUGUUUUAUACACUCAGUGUAUAUCUAAACAAUGACUCUCUUUUCUGUCUCUCCAAGCUGACUGGGUACACAGAGAGACAGCCGCUCUCUUUGCAGGUGUUUGUGGGAACAGCUGAUGACAGGUCCAUCCGGCCUCAUCCUUUCUAUCAGAUUCACAGGUAGGCAACCGUGCAACAAUACUGCAAUGAAUCUAUGAUUGUAUGUGCUAUGUCAGUGUUUUGGUGUGUUUUUGUUUUUAUUGUUAAAAUGUUUCUUCUGAUCCUCAGGGUGACAGGAAAGAUGGUGGGCACUGCCAGUCAGGAGAGCGUCCAAGCUGGCACCAAAAUACUGGACAUCCCCCUCAACCCAGAUACCAACAUGACUGCGCUGUGAGUAACUAACAGAGAAAUAAGAGAAUAGAUACAAAAGGUUUGUAUGGGGUAACAGAGUAGGCAGAGAAUAGCUUUCCUGUGUGUACUAAAUAAGUGUGUACAUGGCAUUACUGUGUGAGUGUGUGUCUAUGUAGUGAAUAAAACAGCCUUUCUGUCUCUCAGCAUUGACUGUGCUGGCAUUCUGAAGCUGAGGAACUCGGACAUCGAACUGAGGAAAGGAGAGACAGACGUAGGGAGGAAGAACACGCGUGUGCGCCUGGUGUUCCGUACCCACCUCCCCCUGGCCCCUCCCAUGGCCCCGCCUGGACGGGUGCUGGCCCUGCAGGUCGCCUCCCUUCCUAUAGAGUGCUGUGAGUAGCCAGCCAACAAUCACAGUCAACUCUCCCUGUCCUGACACUUUCUUUGAGUUUGUAUUUUGAUAAGGUAUCAUAUUUAUCAAUAUCCUAGCGAAUCAUCUGUCCUCUCUCUCUCUCUCUCUCUCUCUCUCUCUCUCUCUCUCUCUCUCUCUCUCUCUCUUCCCCUCUCUCUCCUCAGCCCAGCGCUCUGCUCAGGAGCUGCCAGUGGUAGAGUCGGUCAGUCUUACAUCCUGCUCUGUGGAAGGAGGGGAGGAGCUACUGUUGGGUGGGUCUAACUUCCUGCCCAUGUCCAGAGUGCUUUUUAUGGAAAGAGGGACAGGUAAUGACGUGUGUGUGUAAGUGUGUGUGUUUAAGUGUUAUUUCUACAAUUCUUCAAUGUUCAAUGUGCACCAUCCAUGAAAUAAGGUAUUAUUUAUAUCCUUAUUUACCAGAUGGAAAGCUACAGUGGGAAGAGGAGGCACAUGUUGACCGUGACAACAGUAAUGAGGUAAAUAGUAUGUUUCUGGGUGUAUGUGUGUUUGAGUGUGCGAGCAUCUGUGUUCAUGCACAUGUACUAGAAUUGUAAUUUACAUUUUUCAUGUUGUCAUCCCCCAGUGCUUGCUGUGUGUGCGAGUUCCAGCCUACAGCGAACUCUCAGUGAGCCGCCCAGUAUCUGUGUGCCUUUACGUCUCCAAUGGGAAGAGGAAAAGGAGCAGCACUCACUGUUUCAAGUACCUCCCCGGUGAGUCUCCCCUCACUUCAUCCAUCAGUCUCUCAGCUAAGACUGUAACUAUCUUUGUUGUUUUUGGUUCAUUUUGAACAAUUCAUCUCCAUGGUAUUUAUCUACGUGGUCAGGGACCAGACUACAUAUUACCACUUAUUUUUCACCCUCAGUCAUGUUUAAAGAGGAGGACCCUCUGCAGUCGCGUCCCUCUGCCUUGCCUCUGGAGGGGGUGACACACUGCUCCAUGAGGGGGCCCAGCAGGGUGGACAGCGGUGUGCACCGGGGGAAUGAUCCCAUGCUUGAGGAGGGAGGGCUGGCCUUCCACCUUCCCCCCUACCCUUCAGCCUGCUCUCCCCCCUACCCCGGCCAGGGCUACCAGGAGUACUGCCACAAGCCGGAAGCUGUGGAGGAGAGCAGAGGCUCUCUGUCGGAGAGACACCCCAGCUUUGAGAAUUUGGAGCUGGGCUUCACUGAGCUACUGCCUCCCUUUUACUCCAGAGUCCCCCAGCCUCCCUCUCCCUCCCCCUCCCCAUGGCUGGACUCCCCAUACCUGUCCUCUUCCCCCUCUCCCUCCCAUUCCUCCUCUCUAAGUCCCUUCCCCUCCAGCAGCCCCAUCUCCUCCUCCCCUCUUCCCCCCAUGACUACCUCUCCCUACCCCCACUACCCCUACCCUCAUGAGGUCUGCCCCUCGCCUCCCUCCAACCCUAGCCCGUAUCAGGACUUCUACCCACCACCGUAUUCCCACUAUGAGGUAUGGGACCACCAGGGCAGGGGACCUGGAGAAAGGGAAGCUCAGGCUGGAUCUAAAAUGCAGGAGAGCCCCCUGGAAUUUGCCAGCUCAUCAUCCAUUCACCACAUUACAUUAGAGGAAGGUGAGAAGUUUACAUGUGGAAGGUUCCAAUUGGUAUUGAACUUCAUUGUUACAAGAAUAGCAAUACAUUUAUAAAAUUUUUGUUUAUAUAGAUUUAUUGAUACAGUAUACAGCAUAAAUUAAUAUAUAAAUGUCUGACUGGUUGCUGUGUCUUUUUGUCUACAGUGAAUGAGUUUAUAGGAGAAGACAUCAGAUCAUUCCAGUCGGGCUCACAGAUGGACAGCCAACCAGGAUGACAAGCUCAGUACUGUUCUGUCUUGUUCUGUUUAAAUAGUAUGAAGUGCAUUAUUGAUAUCAUAUCACACCUUUUCCUAUGCACUUGGUUUAUGAUGUAUUGCUCUAAUAUGGCAAUACUGAAUGGGGAUUAAAUAAAAAGGGCACAGUUGUAAGUAUGAUCGAAGGUAACUGUUACAGUUUAUAUGACUAAUGUUUUUAACCUGUUUUCAAUAUAAAUUAUACAAGUAAAUGUCUGUUAUGGGUCUGUUUGUGUAUAUAGUUUUAGUGUGUUUGUGUGUGC
Molecule: messenger RNA, 7516 nt
Organism: Coregonus sp. 'balchen'
Lineage: Eukaryota; Metazoa; Chordata; Actinopteri; Salmoniformes; Salmonidae
Source: the annotation of a GenBank genome assembly